AUGGAAGGCCUCGCACGUGUAUUCUUGAUCGGUGGGGCCUCGAAAGCCGUUCGAUUCGACGAGCAGACGACAAUUGAGGUAUGUGAUUACACGAGCUCACAUUUCGCAGAGAGAGUGACCUCUGGGAAAGUGCUCGCCGCGAGCCGUACCUUCCUAUCACAUUCGUAUCUCUCUCUUUCUCUCUCUGGCCAUCCACUAAUCAAUCAAUAAAUGGGUCUGGUCCCGAGAGAUAGGUGGGGGCCGAUUUGAUGAUUCCAUUAGAUUGCGGGCAGAGCACUUUCGUCCGGAUGAGGCUCAAUAAAAUUGCGUAGUCGCUUUUAAUCUUUCGUCCCGCUUCUACCACUUGGGACCGCAUGGAAAAGUUAGGGAGGUACACUCGAAGAAAUUAGAUUCUUGGUCGCCCUAAUAAAAUUUAUGUAUUUUGUGUAUGUGUGUCGUUUUGAAUGUGUUUUUUUUCGCAACGACAACGGACCACGGAAAUGCGUCCGUAGAUCCGUAAAAUGGCCACCCGCCCGUCGAAGAGUAAUUAUUUUCAAGAACUGCCAGAUAUUAUCGAGCCACCGAGACCUGCUUCUAUAAAUUUGCUCGUUCUUUUUUUUGCCGGUGUGGUUUUGAUUGAUCACCUGCCGUCGAUUCGAUGCGAACAACAAACAAUUGGGGAUAAAGAUUGAGGGAAGCGGAUUGAAAAAGGGAGAAAUUCGAAUUGGGAUUUAUGUAGAGCUGGGUUUCUCAAAGUUUCAUCGAUAAGACAGGGAUCGAAGAGUUCCAUGAGCACUCACGACAAAUUGCACAGUUGUUCGGAAGCUUCACGAGCAAUCGUAAAGCUCAGUUUUAUGGGCAGUCAUCAAAAGUUUAUACCCGUUCUUCAUGAGCUCUUCCCCCAAGAACACAUGCUACCGUACCCCCGUGAAGUGAACCAAAAGCCUAUAAAUCCGAGCGAUGUCUCUUUUGUUUGAACGGACGUGUCCCUUCUGUUACAGCCAUAAAUCAUGUUGCAGCGUGUUAUCCAUGUCGUCGCGCGAGGCAUCGGCAUCUCGCAAGUGGCCGUCGCCCACUUCGCCCUCCGCCUCGUCACGGGUCCAUCGCCACAGACUGCGGGUAUUCUGGAGGGGACGGCAGCUCUAGUCACACACUCAAAUCGUUCAGGUUCCGGCGACUCGUUGUGGCUUCAUCCGAUGCUCCGAAUCGCACAAUUACCUCAUAUUUAUGCGAGCCAUCUUCCGAUCGGAGUCAGUGACGAGAUAAAGUAAAGGGAGAGAGUGGGGAUGAAUACGGUAGCACGGGCGGAACAUUUCAGAAUGGAAAUGAGGAUGCGGUACAUGCCACAAUCGGUGUACGAGUUGCAAGUGACCGACAGCUCCGCCUUCGUCUAUUUGCACGAGCAAGUCGUCGACGAGUUCUUCAGCCACGUGGCAUGGAGAUCGUCUGUCGAAGUCGCUCUGGAAGUGGCCGCGCUGAAAGUUUGCAGAGAUUUUGCGGAGCACAAGCACAAGUGAGUUGCGAAUGAUUAUCAGUUUCACAUUUCUAUUUUUCAGCAAAGGAGCCGAUCAUCAUCUGGAAGAUCUCGACAUUGACGCGUGCAUUCAGUCGCUCAUACCCAACGUUCUUCACAAUCCGGGCCAAAAAGUGAGAACCCACUAGGAUCACAGCGGAAUAUCGAACUAUCUGUUUCAGCAUAGCCACCUGAAAAAGCAGUUCGCGACGUACAUCAAAAAGUUCUCAACAACAUCACCGAAUGAAUCAAUCAUCAGGAGUUUGGCGCUUCUUCUUGAAGUCGUCAAGUUUGACGUGGAAGUGUUCAAAGCAAGUUUGGGAACGGGAUGGACGAAUCCGGUGGAGCUGGUGAUCGGGCCUCAUGCUGGACUCUCGUACAGACUCAAUGAGAGAUGCGAUGUAAGAGAAAAAACAGAGUAACUGAAACGUAUAGUCGUUCUUUAGACUUCACGCCUUCUGGAGCUACGAACGAUUGCCGAUAUCACAAUUCGAAAAAUGGAGAGCGGAUCGGAGAAGACGCUGAUGCAGCUGAAACUGUCCGGAGCUGCCCAGCCAGUGAUGAUAACUCUUUCGACGGAAGAACUUGCUCAGUCCCUGGCUCAUCUGCUCGACGGAUAUCAAAUGCUGUACAACCAACGGGACAGUGUGUUCAAGUUGAAAGGGAUCGAGAGAUGCGAGACUAUGACGAUGCACGACGCGACGAUCCGACCGAAGACUCCGAGCCAGCAAGUGGACAGCAACAUUCGGUUGAGGAGGGAGUUGAUCACUCUGAAAGAAUUGAUCGGCGGGGGACAGUUCGGAAAUGUGUACAAGGCGAUUUACCACGAUCUGGAGAAGGACGAACGGAUUGCGGUGGCCGUGAAGGUGUGCAAAGCGGACGCGGAGCCGGCCGACACGCAGCUCAUCCUGCAAGAGUCCAGUCUAAUGAGGAACUUCCGACACGCGCACAUCAUCCAACUCAUCGGCGUUUGUGUCGAUCAGCCCAUGUGGUUGGUACUCGAACUGGCGCCGCACGGGGAGCUCCGAGAAUACCUCCAACAGGAGAAAGACUGGCUGCCCCUCCGCACGCUCAUCCUCUUCUGCACCCAAAUCUGCGACUCGCUCGUCUACCUCCAUUCCACUCGCUUCGUUCAUCGAGACAUUGCCGCCCGGAACAUCCUCGUCUGCUCCCCGCAAUGCGUCAAAUUGGCCGAUUUUGGGCUCUCUCGAGCUCUCGACUACGAUGCAGUCUACACCGCGUCGCGUGGCAAACUGCCAAUCAAAUGGCUCGCUCCCGAGUCGGUCAAUUAUCGGCAAUUCAGUAUGGCAUCGGACGUUUGGAUGUUCGGCGUUUGCAUGUGGGAGAUCUUUUCGCUCGGCGUGAAGCCGUGGGCCGGAGUCACCAACAGUGACGUCAUCACUCACAUCGAGCAGGGCGCACGGCCGCCGUGUCCGGACAAGUGUCCCACCGCCCUUUACAACUUCAUGAGGACCAAAAUGUGGUCGAUUGAACCACACAAACGACCCACCGUCGAUCAGAUCUUUGCUGUAAGUACAGAGAACAAUUAAUGCAGAGGGGAUUUGCUCGCAUUUCAGAUAAUUGAAGAUGCAAGGCAUCAAGUGCUUCGAAACGUUCCAUUCGAGCAGAUAAUGGUUGGGAAACCAAUGAAUGUAAGUGAACUGUCGUAACCUUCUGCAAAUCAUUGCCCAUUUCCAGCCGGCCGGAGUGAUCGUGGCUGAAAUGUCCAGUCUGCCUUCUCUGACUCUCUACCGAGCCAUCGAAGAGCAGAAGAGACAGGCGGAGGAAGAUGCAAAGUGGCUGGAGCAGGAAGAAGAAGAAGAGGAGGACGAACUGGAGCCCGAACAGCUUCCGUCCACCUCCCACUCUUCUGUAGAGAACAUCCGAACUUCGAAUGGAUACCUCCACCACACACCCUCUUCCACGAGGUCAUUAAGAUUUGAGGUAGGUGAUUCCAAAUCCUCCCAUUACUUAAAAUCGCCUGCAGGACAAGACGUCGCGAGAAUUGCGUCGGAGUGUGAACGGUGUGUGCGACGCCGUCACGAAACUUCAGAAUUCGUUCAACAACCUGACGCACAACGACGACUUUCUUCAUUUCGUAAAAGAAGUGACUUCGCAACUCCGAGAGAUGCUGAUGGUCGCUUCCGGAAUGCGGGAUCGGGUUACGACGGCGACGCAAAGGACGGAAGUGGACAUGACGAAAACGUUGAUUGCGAAUGAUAUGAAGCAGAUGAGUCGAGUGAUGGCCAAGCUGCAGGUCAACGAAGAACAGGCGGUGGGAACAUCCUCUUCCUUCUGCUGAUAAUGCUGAUAAUUUCCGAUUUCAGACCUACAACACUCUCCGCCGUGACGUCGUCCGAAUAUGCGGAGAGCUGGCAGUCAACUGUACGACGCUCCAGCUCCAGUUGACGUCUCCGCCCCUGGAGAACGAGUUCUCGGCGCUGCUCUCCAAUUGCUAG
This is a messenger RNA of Caenorhabditis sp. 36 PRJEB53466, 3951 nucleotides long. The record is from the annotation of a GenBank genome assembly. NCBI's taxonomy places the organism in Eukaryota, Metazoa, Nematoda, Chromadorea, Rhabditida, Rhabditidae.